UCCCAGCCGCUGGCCCGCCCGCGCUGCGAGCCGGGCGGGGUGUUUCCCACGUCCCAGCCCCUGCCGGCAAAGCCACCAGGGAGCCUGAGCUGUGCGGCGGGAGCCUGCCUGCCCCGGCCACGCUGUCACCCCCGCGGCUGCGGGGAACGUUUGGAAAAAGAUGUUUACAGUACUUUCCCGGCAGCCCUGUCAGCAAGCAGGUUUCAAGGUGCUCUCCAAAACUUCAACUAUUAUCACUUUGGCAUUUCUGCUUCUAAGCAUAGUUGUUGUUAUUGCUGUUACACUUGUUCAGAUCAACCACAAAGAGGUCCUUUCUCCAGGACUAAAGUAUGGGAUAGUGCUUGACGCCGGAUCAUCUCGGACUACAGUCUACGUGUAUGAAUGGCCAGCAGAAAAAGAAAAUGAUACAGGAGUAGUAAGCCAAACCUUCAAGUGCAGUGUGAAAGGCCCAGGCAUAUCCAGCUAUGGGAAUAACCCUCAAGAAAUUGUCAAACCCAUUGACGACUGCAUGAAUAAAGUAAAGGAGAAAAUUCCAUCUCACUUGCAUAAAAAUACCCCAACGUAUCUGGGAGCUACAGCUGGAAUGCGACUACUGAGGUUGCAAAACGAAACGGCAGCCAAUGAAGUCCUUGGGAGCAUUCAAAACUACUUCAGAUCCCAGCCCUUUGAAUUUAGGGGUGCUCAAAUCAUAACUGGGCAAGAGGAAGGGGUGUAUGGAUGGAUUACGGCCAACUAUUUAAUGGGCAAUUUCUUGGAGAAAACCCUUUGGAGGAGAUGGGUCCAUCCUCAUGGAGCGGAGACUACAGGUGCGCUUGAUCUAGGAGGAGCCUCCACUCAAUUAUCAUUUGUCCCGGAAGAGUGUAUGCAGAACUCCAACAGCACGUUACAGGUGCAGCUGUAUGGCUAUGAGUACAGUGUGUAUACUCACAGCUUCCAGUGCUAUGGAAGAGAUGAAGCAGAGAAAAGGCUCUUAGCCUCACUAGUGCAGAAUUCAAGAGACAAGACCAAGGUUGAUAAUCCAUGCUAUCCCCAGAACUAUGAAACUGUUUUAACAAUGAAAAGUUUGUAUGGAAGCCUUUGCACGGAAUCUCUAAGGCCAACAAAUUACAAACCAGGCCAACUCAUAAAUUUCAGGGGAACUGGAGACCCAGCUCUGUGCCAGGAGAAGGUAUCUUUAUUGUUUAACUUCGCUGCUUGCAAUGACAAGGGGGAAGACUGUUCAUUCAAUGGAGUCUAUCAGCCAAAGCUUAAAGGGAAGUUUGUGGCUUUUUCAGGAUUCUACUAUACAGCCAAUGCUUUGAAUUUAACUGGAUGCUUUCCCCUAGCUGAUUUUAAUUCAAGUAUGUGGUUUUUCUGCUCACAGAACUGGAAUCAGCUUCCAUUUAUGCUGCCUAAGUUUGACGAAGCAUAUGCUAGAUCCUACUGCUUUUCAGCAAACUACCUCUAUUACCUGCUUGUACAUGGAUAUAAAUUUAACACACAGACUUGGCCCCAGAUACAUUUCCAAAAAGAAGUUGGUAACAGCAGUAUAGCAUGGUCUCUUGGUUACAUGCUGAACCUCACCAACAUGAUCCCAGCAGAAAGCCAUCUGAUCCAGCUACCAGUGAACCCUUUUUUGUUUGCUGGUCUCCUCUUUUUCUUCACAGCCGUGGCAUUGCUGUGUCUCAUCUUUGUUGUUUACUUGUGUGUUGUAUCACGCAUGCGAAAGAAUAUCAAUCAUAUGGACCAUGUACUUGCUACAGAAUGAACAGACUCAGUGACAACACAAGACAAAAACUUGAAAUGUUCUUUGAACUGCAUUUUAGAAAACCAAGGGAGAAAUAAAUCAGUAUAUUUAUU
Messenger RNA from Mauremys mutica (yellowpond turtle), 1839 nucleotides. RefSeq names its product ectonucleoside triphosphate diphosphohydrolase 3 (gene ENTPD3). Bases 161 to 1747 code for a protein of 528 amino acids. The record is from RefSeq and is a predicted model, not a curated record. Gene Ontology annotation, biological process: nucleoside diphosphate catabolic process. Gene Ontology annotation, molecular function: UDP phosphatase activity; GDP phosphatase activity. The transcript has 11 exons. Gene Ontology annotation, cellular component: plasma membrane. NCBI's taxonomy places the organism in Eukaryota, Metazoa, Chordata, Testudines, Geoemydidae.